UGGACGCGUCAAUCAUCAAUCACGUGUGUAUGUAUAUUGCCUGUCGGCAAUGAAGUGUCCGUCUCUCCUGACUAAACCACUCACACUCACACACAUCGUCUCUUCUGCAGAGGUCACCGACAUACUCACCCGACCGAUCGAUAUCGAUCGCAUUGACUGCAGAGCGGUCAUAUACAAAUACGUAUGUAUAUAUGUGUGUGUGUGUGUGUGCAGACAGACACAUCGGUAUAUAUGGGGAGAAAGCCUCAACCAGAUAUGGACUCGGACACACACACCACAAACCGCACACACAUCACCGCAGAAAGAAAGAGGGCACUCACACCUGUGUAUGGCUCUGUGCGCGCGUGUCUGGGCGGGGUGGGUGGCUGGGUGGCUAACCUUUGCCUCCGAGAAAUCCCUGCCAGUCGAACUUGCUCGACCCCAACCGAGCAGCUGACAAGAACACACACACACACACACACACGUGUGUGUUUGCGUAUACACGUCGACUGGCUGACCUUUUGCGUCUGUUUGGUUGACUUGCGUGGCGUUGACACAGUCGCCGUCGACACACACGGCGUCGGGCGGACAGCUGACCCACCGGCACUUAAAGUUGACAGCCUGCAUUGCAUUGGAUUGGAUUGCAUUCACACACACAUCCCUCUGCUGCUGUGUGUGUGGCUGUGUGUGUGUGUUGGUUGGGGGAAUGGAAUAAGCAGGAUUGUGUUGGUGGACGCACGUCGUCGGGUGUGAGUGGCUGUGCCCUGCAGUUGCCGAAGACGCAAUGUGGCCGGUCCUUGGGGCAUGUGACGAACUUGCAGUACAUCUCGUUGUUGUUCACGAAGGCGCCCUGCCAGCCACUGCUGUCUGCACACACACACACAGAGAGAGAGAGAGAGAGAGAUGCACACCACGAUCGCAUCUCAUGCUGUCUGUCCAUCUCUGUGUGUCUGCCCCCUUUCGCACUUGUGUCCAUCCAGUCGGUGAAGGACUGCCAGUCGAAGUACUGCCCGCCCUGCCUCUGCACAUUGGCCGCCGGCAAGGUCGUCUCGUCCAUCUUGCUCACCUUGCCCCCAGACGGCGUCCGGCCAGGCACAAAGUGCUGCCAAUCCCCACCAGACACCCCCAGCAGAUUCGUCGGCUGCACACUUGCUGAACAAAACAAUGCCAUCCAUUAGCACAUUAUUUUUGGUCGCCCGUGGAUCAGCGGCAUACUUGCUCCAGUCGUAGAAAGACCGCCCCUGCUGCUGCCCACCCAUCUCCCCCCACCACUGGCAGCCGGUCACGUCCCACCGCUGCCCCCACCCAUGUAUUUCUUCCAGUCGAACGACUCAGUGGUGCCGAACGCGUCACGUUCCUCCGCACGGACGAGGGUCUCUGAUUCUGGCGGCCAUCCGUCUGCGUGGCGGGUGGCCUUGGCGGCUUUCCGAUAGUUGGGGGGGACGAACUGAUGGAUAAAGGAAUGAAGGAAUGAUUGACCCGUGUGUGUGUGUGGUUGGUGGGGUGGGGUGGGGGGGCCAGAGGGGGCGGGUAAGUGGUACCUUUUGCCAGGCGGGUAAGUUGAUGGGGAUGUUCCGCUUCUGGAACUUCUUGUAAUCCCCGUGUUUCUUGCCGCUGUCCUCGACCAGCACCACACACACACACACACGCACACACGCAUGACGACACACAUCCAUCUACCCAUCCACGUGCAGCAUACCGCCUCUUCCUUCUUAAAUUCGUGUGCAGGCGCCUUGGUGGUAGUGGUAGUGGUGGUGGUGGUUGUUGUGGUUGUGGUUGUGCUGGCCUGGCUCUUCUUGUGGUGUGAAGCAGCAGCAGGGGGCGAUGGUGGCGGUGAUGGUGAUGGUGCUGCUGGUGGGGGUAUGGGCACGUGCUCCGGCACAAACGGCAGAGGGGCGGGCGGGGGCGGGACCUUGCCAGCUUCCUUCUCACGUUCUUUCUCUCCCCUUCCCUCUUUCUCCUUCUGUGGCUUGCCCGUCGGCCUUGCCGCUGCCGCUGCCGCCUCCGCUUUCUUGUGUGUGGUGGGCACCUCUGUCUUUGGCUGUGGGUGGUGCGAUGACUGGCAAGGUGACGGAGGGGGGCAUUGUGGGCAUGGUGUGGGAGGGGGUGGGAGUGGGGCUUCCUUGGCGGCGGCUUCCUUCGCUUCGCUUUGGUUUGUUGCUGUGAGUGCUGAGCCUGGCUGGUGCGUGAGGCCUCCUCCUUCUUCUCCAGCUUGAAGGUAUCCUCAGCCUGACAACCACACACACACACGCACGUACACAUACACAUACACAUGGAUGGGCCACAAGCACCAAGGUGUUACACCUUGGUUACAUACCCGUUUCCGGUCAGGCGACUUCAUCGGUUGCUGCCAGGCUGUGGCUGGGUGUGGGUGUGGGUGCCAGUGCGUGUGGCGGCCAGCUGCUGCUGCUGCUGUUUGGGCGAUGGUGCUGAUCCAGCGACACAGAGAGAGCAGUUGCACGUCAGGUGUGUGUAGGUGCGUUGGGGGGGUGGGAGGGGGGAAUGGUGUGGGUCGCUUACUUGUGGGGGCAUACGAGCGUUUGGCAGCCUUGGCGUAGCCCUUGGGCAGAAACUUCUCCCACCCAUAGCUACACACACACACACAGAGAGAGAGAGAGAGACACAGACACACACACAGACACAGACACAGACACAGAGAGGCAGUCACAAUCACGUGUCGAUACAUACAGUUUGCCUACCUACCUAGGCUGCUGCUUUGUCUUCUUUCCUUGUCGUCCUUCUCGUCCUCCUCCUUUGCUUUGCUCUUCUUGCUCCUUUUGUCUGUGUCGGCGGUGUCGGUAUCGGCCCUAUGAGAUGGGUGCACGGGAUCGUAGUGCUCGGAAGGAGGGGAACUCGCCGCUGUCUGCACCGCACCCAGCCACACACGCAGGUACGCGCAGCGCAACAGACGUGUGAAUGGCAUGGCCACCAACCAUUGGAGAAGGAGGGCGUCUUGGUGUCGUUGAUUUCGUUGACUGUCUUGAGCUCGUCUGCCACCUUCUUGGGCGGGAUCACAAAUUGGCGGUCAGCUUUGUCGGAC
Molecule: messenger RNA, 3019 nt
Organism: Vitrella brassicaformis
Lineage: Eukaryota; Vitrellaceae
Source: the annotation of a GenBank genome assembly